AUGAUGCGCGUCACAACUAUAGUUAUAGCUUUCCUUUUGAUUAUUCAAUCCCUAGAAGAGGAACAUGUCCUAGUCUAUGCUCAUGAAGGCAGAGAAGCUGGCCACAAGAGUCUUGCCUACCAUAGAGAUCAAGAUUCAUCGAAACAACAUCCUCAAGUUUUAUACGAAUUUGCACCGAGGAAACUAAGAUCGGGAAGAACAACAAGAGCCGAGAAGAAACAAGAGACCGCGAACAAUAAUACUUGGAGUUUCAAGAUGUUAGCUGCAUCAAAGGAUUUGACGGCUGGUCGUAAAUUAGGGUUUCACAAAAGAAGAGAGCAUAAGGAGACCAAUGUAUUGGCAGAUCAUGACACCACUAAGCAUACAUCUUGUAAGAAGACGAUGACCAUAGUCAAUGACCUCGCCAAUCGUAAUAGUCUUUCAAGACUUGAACCAUCUACUUCAGCCAAGGAUAUAAAGAAACUGGCUCGAUUCUUACGCAGUGAUUAUCCAACUCGUGGUAAGCCUCGACGCGAGCCUCCAAUCAAUAAUCGAGCUCCUGACAUGGUCUAAAUAAUUGUGGAUCGGUUGAACAAAGAUAUUGAGUUACUUAUA
Messenger RNA from Capsella rubella, 594 nucleotides. RefSeq names its product root meristem growth factor 4. The transcript has 5 exons. Bases 1 to 552 code for a protein of 183 amino acids. The record is from RefSeq and is a predicted model, not a curated record. NCBI's taxonomy places the organism in Eukaryota, Viridiplantae, Streptophyta, Magnoliopsida, Brassicales, Brassicaceae.